CUGGAAUUUGCGCCGAGCAAGGUACAGUGCCGCGCAUGGCUCCCACGCUCCCACGCCAUCCGUUCCCCUCAAUGCGAGUGUAAAACAAGGCUGGGCUCCACAGUUGUGUGAGUGAACGAAGCUUGCAUCCAUGCAGCAAAAAAGGUGGAAAACAGAUUCCUCCACUGAUAACUGACCUACCUCAUCAACCGCAGACCUUGAUGUCGGUGGAACGCUUGCUGGGCCACACUCCAAUUCCAAUUCAAUCAAUCGCUCAAAGUCCACACAAACUGACGCCGCCACCGGUGAUCGCUUGAAUCCCAAAUAUCAAGCGCCGCCUCAACUUGCAACAAUGUGGUCUAUCGUUCGUCCCGCUGCGCUGCAAGCCGCGCGCGUCACUGGGGCCACCGGCUCCCUGCCCGCCCGCCAUGGCCUGGGAUGGCUCUCGGCGCGGGUGGUUCUCAACCGCAGCGCCUCGUGCGCCUACCGCCUGACCGUUGUGGCCCGGAGCCUCGCGACUGCGACGGCCAAAGCCAAGACUGCCCGCAAGCCAGCCGCGGCUGCUACCAAAGCUACCGCGACCAAGCCCAAGGCCCGCGCCGCUGCGACGAAGAAGCUGGCGACCAAGAAGCCGGCGACCAAGACGGCCAAAUCUGCUAAGGCGACAAAGACUACCAAGGGUGCCAGGGCUGCCAAGCCCAAGGCUAAGUCCAAGGCUGCUAAGCCGAAAAAGAAGGCAACCAAGGCGAGGAAGCCGGCGAAGACCCCCGAGGAGAAGCUGGCUUCGGACAAGAGAAAGCUGGCGAAGAGUACCCUGUCUGUACCGACCCAGCUCCCUUCGAACUCCUGGCUGGUUUACCUCAAGCAGAAGAUCCAGGGCAAGCACUUCAAUGUUACACAGGAGACACCCGCUCUCAGCAAGAGCUUCAAGGAGCUGCCGGCGGCAGAGGUCGAGAACCUAAAGGAGACCGCGCGGGCGAAUGUCGAAUUAAACAAGGCUGCCUACAAGGCUUGGGUGGAGAGCCACACUCCAGCCGAGGUGCAUGCCGCAAACAAGGCGCGCUCCCGCCUCCGCCGCGUCCACAAGGUCUCGAAAUCGAUGAUCAAGGACCCCCGUCUUCCCAAACGCCCGAUGACGCCCUUCUUCUUCUAUAUUCAAAAGGGCUUCACGCCUCGCGAUCCCGCACUCGUGAAGGUUACGGAUCAUGCGAAGGCUGCUGCUUCUCAGUGGAACACACUGGGCACGGCCGAGCGCAAGCCCUUCAUUGACAUGGCGAUUGCAGACCGGUCUCGGUACGAGGUGGAGAAGAAGAACGUAGGCUUGUUGUAGGCUCUAUGUCUUUCAAGCUCGGCGAGCUCCGCUACCACUCUUGUCAAUCCCAUCAUGCUAGUUGCAAAAAAAUGCACGAUACUAGGUGGACAAGAGGAGCGAGUUUCGGGCUCGACGACCUCAACUCGUCUGUCUAGCUGUGUGACUUGAGGGGCCAUGAUUCGCAUGUCAGCGCCACUCCAAAUUGUGUCUAAAUAGGUUUCGGUCGUUCUGGAAUUCCAGUCGUUACGCUUUCCUUAUUUCAACGCACGAAUACCCAAACUACCCCCUGAAAAGGGAACAGCACACAUCUUCUUUUCUCUCACGUCCCUUUUGCAGUUUGUGCAUCUGUGGUUAUUUUCUUCCCAUGGGUGAUAGUUGCGCUGUGUGGGCAGUUUUUGUGCGUCGUAGGAUUAAGCAUUAGGGAAAAGGCGAGGAAUGGAGGCACGUUGGUGUAUGUAUAAUAGCUCGAAACGUGGUAAAUCCAGGGGAAGUAAUUAACGAAAGGAACAUCUCUCCCGCUUCCCGAGUAGAAGUCAGUCCAG
This is a messenger RNA of Gaeumannomyces tritici R3-111a-1, 1833 nucleotides long. RefSeq lists its product as hypothetical. Bases 332 to 1309 code for a protein of 325 amino acids. The record is from RefSeq and is a predicted model, not a curated record. The transcript has 3 exons. NCBI's taxonomy places the organism in Eukaryota, Fungi, Ascomycota, Sordariomycetes, Magnaporthales, Magnaporthaceae.